GGUGGAUUUUCACCUGUCACUCUUCACCAACACUUCUCUCCUCCUCUACAUAUACAGCUAGCUCGUCUUCAUGCCCGUUUAUUUAAUGUGGAGAAGUGAAAUGGUGAAAAGGGUUGUUUUCUACAACCUUUGGAAUUGAUUACUGAGCGAAGGAGAAAUGUUGAGGGAGAAGUUGGUCGGAGAAAAUUGCGUGUCCUCGUCGGCGCUGUCUUCGUCGCAUUCACUCCUAUCCAACGCAGAGCCAGACCGAAUUUUUGACGAAUUGCCGGAGGCGAACAUCGUCUCCGUGUCCAGGGCGGAGCCUGGAGACAUCGGCUUCACCCCCUUGCUGCUCACAUACACUAUUCAACUCCGUUAUAAACAGUUCCAGUGGGUCUUAUUGAAGAAGGCUUCAGAAGUUAUUUACUUACACUUUGCACUCAGGAAGCGUUCAUUGAUUGAGGAAUUCCAUGAAAAGCAAGAGCAGGUUAAGGAGUGGCUCCACCAUAUACGAAUAGGGGAACAAGUUACAGCCCAACAGUAUGAUGAUGAGCCUAAUGAUGGCGCUGCCCUUGCACAUAAUGAAGAUAGUAUUAGAAAUAGGCAUGUUCCAUCUAGAGCUGCUUUGCCAAUCAUUCGUCCUUCAUUAGGGAGGCAACAUGCAAUACUUGAGAGAGCAAAAAGAGCGAUGCAAGAUUAUCUGAAUCACUUUUUAGAGAACAUGGAUAUUGUUAACUCUAGUGAGGUCUGCAAGUUUUUGGAGGUCUCCAAGUUAUCCUUUUUACCUGAGUAUGGCCCAAAGCUUAUAGAGAACUAUCUAAUGGUUAAGCAUCUGCCAAAAGUUACUGAGAAUGAGGGCUUUGGAUGUUCUGGGCUUGGUUGCUGCCAGAAUGACUGGCGAAAGGUUUGGGCUGUUUUGAAGCCUAGUUUCUUAGCUUUACUAAGAAGUCCUUUUGACACUGAGCUGUUGGACAUAUUUGUUUUUGAUCCCCUUCCUGCUGCUAAAAAUAAAGGUGAGGCGCAAGUAAAUUUGGCAGAGGAGAUAAGGGAGCACAAUCCUUUGCGUUAUUCAUUCAAGGUCGGCCACUGGACUUGAUUGAUCAAUAUUCAAUGGUUUGUUGUGAGAAUCGGAGCAUAAAGUUCAGAACUUCGAGUCAUGCUAAAGUUAAAGAUUGGAUUUCUGCAAUUAAUGAUGCUGGUCUGAAGUCCAGAGAAGGUUGGCGUGGUACUCACCGCUUUGGUUCUUUUGCUCCACAAAGAGGAUUGACCGAGGAUGGCAGUCAUGCUCAGUGGUUUAUAGAUGGAAGGGCAGCAUAUGAAGCAAUUGCUUCAUCAAUAGAGAGUGCCACAUCUGAGAUAUAUAUUACUGGAUGGUGGCUUUGCCCUGAACUGUACUUGCGGCGGCCAUUUCAUAAGCACAGCUCCUCCAGGCUAGAUGCCUUACUUGAAGCAAAAGCUAAUCAAGGGGUUCAGAUAUACAUUCUCCUGUACAAGGAGGUCGCUCUUGCUUUGAAAAUCAACAGUUUAUACAGUAAAAGAAAGCUUCUUAGCAUCCACAAGAAUGUGAAAGUUCUACGCUACCCUAACCAUUUAUCUGCUGGGAUCUAUUACUGGUCACACCAUGAAAAAAUUGUUAUUGUGGAUCAUCAUAUCUCCUAUAUUGGAGGAUUGGAUUUAUGCUUCGGUCGUUAUGAUACAGUUGAACAUAAAGUUUGUGAUUACCCUCCUUUGUUAUGGCCUGGAAAGGACUAUUACAACCCAAGAGAAUCUGAACCAAAUUCUUGGGAACAUACGAUGAGAGAUGAGCUGGACCGAGAAAUAUAUCCACGUAUGCCUUGGCAUGAUGUCCAAUGUGCUCUAUGGGGACCACCUUGCCGAGAUAUUGCUAGGCAUUUUGUUCAGCGCUGGAAUCAUGCUAAGAGAAGCAAAGCCGCAAAUGAACAAGAAAUACCGCUCCUUAUGCCACAACACCACAUGGUAAUCCCACAUUACCUGGGAAGAAGCCAAAAAAUAGAUGUCGAAAUUAAGAAUGACCAAGCAAGUGUAGAGGACUUAAAUAGACCAGACGCAUUUCGUUCAGAGUCACCACCUGAAGGCAUACCAUUGCUUUUGCCUCCGGAAACUAACAGCAGGGAAACGUCCAACCCAAACAACACACAAGAUGAUUUCUAUAGUCAUGUGGAUCCACUAGAUCAAUCAACCAAACUGAAAGACGGUUGGUGUGAAACACAGGAGAGAGCUCAGUUCUCAGUUGAUAAAUUAGCUGACGUUGGUCCUCAGAUCCCUUGUUCCUGUCAGAUAAUUAGAAGUGUAAGCCAAUGGUCAGCAGGAACAAGAUAUACUGAAGAUAGCAUUCAUACUGCUUAUUGUUCACUCAUUGAGAAUGCUGAGUACUUUGUCUUCAUAGAGAACCAGUUUUUUAUAUCUGGCCUCUCUGGGGAUGAUAUCAUUCAAAACCGAGUACUUGAUGCUUUAUACAAGCGCAUAAUGCGGGCAUACUAUGAAAAAAAAUGCUUCAGGGUAAUAAUUAUCAUCCCCCUCUUGCCAGGAUACCAGGGAGGCCUGGAUGAUAUUGGAGCAGCAUCUGUGAGAGCCAUAAUGCAUUGGCAAUACCGAACAAUUUGCAGAGGACAAAACUCUAUAUUGCAUAAUCUAACUUCCUUGCUAGGUCAAAAAACAUCUGAUUACAUAUCUUUCUAUGGUCUCAGAACUUACGGCCAACUUUCUGAUAGAUGUCCAUUAGUCACAAGCCAGAUUUAUGUCCAUAGCAAAAUCAUGAUAGUAGAUGACCGUGUAGCGCUGAUUGGAUCAUCCAAUAUUAAUGACAGAAGCUUGUUAGGAUCCAGAGAUUCUGAGUUAAUGCUCUCAGAUCGCUGUAGUCAUUGAAGAUAAAUAUUUUAUCGAUUCAUCAAUGGAUGGAAAGCCUUGGAAGGCUGGAAAGUUUGCAUUUAGCCUUCGGGUAUCAUUAUGGGCAGAACAUUUGGGUCUACAUUCUGGAGAGAUUUUCCAAAUAAAGGACCCUAUAGCAGACUCUACAUACAAAGAUUUGUGGGUUGCAAUUGCCAAGUUAAAUGCCGCACGCUACCAAGAUGUCUUCUCUUGCAUCCCAAACGACCUCAUAUACUCAAGGUAUGGCCUGAGACAAUGUAAAGAGAAACUCAAGCACAACACUGUCGAUUUAGGAGUUGCUCCCGGGAAACUUGAUGUUUUUGUUAAUGAGGAAGUCGACUUAGCGGAACCAAUCGAGAGGCUAAACCCAAUCAAAGGACAUCUUGUUUGUUUUCCAUUAGAGUUCAUGCGUGAAGAAGACUUGAGACCAGUGUUUAUUGACCGUGAAUUUUAUACUUCCCCGCAUGUCUUUCAUUGAGACUUGAAAGGUGUUAGAGUAUGUCAUUUUAGAUUUUUAGGACUUUCACUUAAAUUUAAGUGCCUGGUACAUACAUAUAGAUAGAUAGAAAUAGGCGCUUUUUCAUUCACGUAUAUAAUAAUAAAUAAUACAUGUAAUGGACUAUUUCAGAGCAAUUUGGAGGUAACAAAUCUGGGUUAUCAUUGGAAUUUGGCAAGGCUUUCACUUAUGUAUGUAAUACUACGUAUUCAACUUCUUAAUAAUAAAUGCUCUAAAGUUACAAUAUGCUCC
This is a messenger RNA of Cuscuta epithymum, 3616 nucleotides long. NCBI's taxonomy places the organism in Eukaryota, Viridiplantae, Streptophyta, Magnoliopsida, Solanales, Convolvulaceae. The record is from the annotation of a GenBank genome assembly.